GAAAAGGCAAAGAGACAGAGAAGGAGAAAGAUGGAUGGAAAGAUAAGUAGCUACUUUUGGCAUUUAUUAUUUAUUAAUUUUUGGGAAGUCCAACUCUAAAAUAGCAAGCAAAUACAGAAGACUUUUCAGCCAAUGAGAACUACCUUAUCGUCCGUUGGAAGCAAAACAAAGCAGUGCAAAACCCAAAUCCAAAGAGAGAGAGAAAAAAAAAAAAAAGGACAACAACAAAAAGGAGCCUCGAUCCUCCUGUCCUCUCCUCCAUACCAAAACCAAAAACUCCUCAUCAGAAUCUCUUUAUGUCCAACGACAUCUCCCCCGCAUCAAAACGAAUAAAACUCAAUCCCCACCACCAAAACGACAACGACAACGAAGGUUUCGAUCCCCUCCUCCCAGGCCUUCCCAACCACCUAGCCCAAGUCUGUCUCUCUCUCCUCCCCCCUUUCUCUCUCUUCUCCGUCUGCCGCUCCUGGCGCCGCCUCAUCUACACUCCAUCCUUCCCUCCUUUCCUCUCUCUCUACGCCCUUUUCUCCACCUCCUCCCCACACCAAUCCCUUCAUUUCCGCUCCUUCGACCCGAUCUCCUCCACGUGGCACGUCCUCCCUCCUCCGCCGUCCGAUCCCCCUCUCCGCCUCCUCCUCCGCCACCCCUCCUUCGUCUCCCGCAACCUCCCCAUCCAAUCCCUCUCCGUCGCGGGCGACCUCCUCAUCCUCGCCGCCACCGCCGCCGACUUCUCCCCAGCCAUCCCCCGGCCCAUCGUGUUCCACACGCGCGGCUGGCGGUGGGCCUUCGGCCCCCCGCUCGCAGCGCCGCGCCGGUGGUGCGCCGCCGGCUCGCUCCGUGGCUCGGCCUACGUGGCGAGCGGGAUCGGGUCGCAGUUCUCCCAGGAAGUCGCGAGGACGGUGGAGAGAUGGGAUCUAGAGAGAGAAAGUGCUUGGGAGAGAGUGAGUGAUCUGAAGAACGGGAGGUUCCGCAGAGACGCCAUUGACGCCGUCGGGUGGAGAGGGAAGCUCUGCAUGGUGAACGUGCAGGGCGGCUCCAUGAAGGAUGGCGUCGUUUACGACGCCGAGAAGGACGCGUGGGAGGAGAUGCCGGCGGGGAUGAUCGGAGGGUGGAGGGGGCCGGCGGCGGCGAUGGAUGAGGAGGAGAUGUUCAUGGUGGACGAGGCGAAGGGAGUUUUGAGGAGGUACGAUGAAGAGAGGGAUGAUUGGGAAAAGGUUGUGGAGUCGGAGAGGUUGAGAGGGGCGGAGCAGAUCGCCGCCGGCGGAGGGAAGGUUUGUGUCGUUUGUGGCGGAGGGAGAGGGAUUGUGGUGGUGGAUGUGGUGUCGCCAUCGCCGGGGAGGAUUUGGGAGGUGGAGACGCCGUCUGGGCUCGAGGCCGUGGCGGUUCACGUCUUGCCUAGAAUGAGCAUUCCGGUACAACCAAGGAAAUGAUUUUAUUAUUUUUUUACAUAUCCAGAGUUUUGUAUUUUUUAUAAUUUUUUAUUUAGAAUUACGUGAUAAGAUGAAAGAAAAAAAUUGUGCUCAUGGGUUUUAGUAGACUGUUAUCGUAUUAAAAUCAUAUGUGGAUUUAUGGCAUGAAAUUUGAUGGAAUUUGAAGA
Morus notabilis is the source of this 1597-nucleotide messenger RNA. RefSeq names its product F-box/kelch-repeat protein SKIP25. The transcript has a single exon. Lineage: Eukaryota; Viridiplantae; Streptophyta; Magnoliopsida; Rosales; Moraceae. Gene Ontology annotation, molecular function: protein binding. The record is from RefSeq and is a predicted model, not a curated record. The coding region runs from base 297 to 1430 and encodes 377 amino acids.